AGGGACUAAGGGGAGAGCUCCCCUCAGUGCAGCCGGUCUGCCAAAGCACUGAGCAAGCUCAGAAUAUAUUCAAAGCAUAUCUACCGAUAAGGCUUUUUUUGUCUGCCUCCGUUGUGUGGUAUCAUCCGCUGUGACGGAGAGAAGUCGGAAGGGAUGCUUAAGUAACGCGGGAUGCUGUGGAGUGAAAACAUCGUGGGAGGAAGGCUCAGAGUGAACCAGCGGGUGGUGAAACACGAAUGGCUUCCCCAGAGCUGCUUCCCGCAAAGGAGGGAGGAAAACAACCCGACAUUUCCGACGCCCUUGACCGCGUUUCGGCCAAGCUGCAUGCCCGCAAGUCGAGUGGAUCAACAGGAGGAGCGAUCCCGGGGGAGGGCGCCUGUAACCCGGUCCGCAGCUGCCAUGGCCGGUGUCUUUCAACACCAAGGACAGCGCAGCGCAAGGCGGGCGCGGAGAUUAAACUUGGUCACCUCGGUGAGGAAAAAAUUCGAGUUUGUUGCGACGAGGAAUUAGAGACAUCUUUCACCUAUAUCGACGAGAAUGUCAACCUGCGACUGGCCAGCCCGGAGUCUAGUUGCAAAAGUACUCACAGAGCCGUGCGCAACGGCGAGCCCUGCUCUGAGACUCUCCCCGAGCUUUCUUUUAUGUCCGAGGAUGAUCUCUCCUUCGGGGAGGGCUCCGGGAAUUCUAUAGACUACGGCUUUAUCAGUGCAGUCACGUUCCUGGUAACCGGGAUCUCGUUGGUGAUCAUCUCCUACGCUGUGCCCAGGGAUGUGGUGGUGGACCGCGAUAGCGUGUCGGCGAGAGAGAUGGAGAAGCUGGAGAUGGAAAGCGCCCGGAUAGGUGCCCACCUGGAUCGCUGCGUCAUCGCGGGACUCUGCUUGCUCACGCUGGGCGGCGUGGUGCUCUCCACGCUGCUGAUGAUCUCCAUGUGGAAGGGAGAGAUGUAUAGAAGAAAGGUCAUCGCUUAUUCCAAGCGUUCGGCCAAACUGUACGGCUCGAUCAACCUGAAAACUAGAUCCAGUCCCAGCCACUCAUCCGGGCAGUAUUCCUUAGAAGAUGAAGUGGAGGAAACUAUUACCUAAGCUGCUGCUCUGCAUAUAAAAGAAUUGUGAUUAACUGGGAUAUAAUACCAUUCACACUGUCAUUCUCUAACAUAUUCUGUACUUAUAAUUUCAAACUGUAAGUUUGCAACAUUUUUAUCUAAUAGUGUAGCAACAGAUCAAGCCUCCAGUUACAUUUCCACGUGGCAAAAAGAGUGAACAAGAAAAGCAUCCAAAGCAGUUAUUACCAGAAAUCUAUUAUUUGGAAUUAAAUUAUUCCCAAAUGAUCUUUUUAUGACUAAACUAUUAGAAAAAAAGUGCAGGGAGAGCAUUAAGAGCUUUGUGCCACAAACAUUGUAUUUAUUUAUUUUUUUUGGCUCAAGAUACAAUCCCUGAGAGCUUCCAUUUAUUACUAAGGUUAUUCAUAUUUAAUGCAAACACCAAAAUUGCACAUAGGCACAUUUCAGGAAGUAGGGGGAUGCUUGUGUCCCCAGAGCAGGAAAGUGGGAGUAAGAUGGGAUGUAUCGUUGUCCCUGUUUACUGUCACAUGGGCGAAUAGGCUCAGCAGUCCACAUGGUAAUAUCCAGUGACAGUCCCUCUCUGGUGCAGUGCUGAGGUAAGCCAGUAAGGCUGGCUUCAUGCAUCUAAGCCAAAGCUGCACAUUGAUUUGAUAGUUAUGACAAAUUUGACUGCAGUUGACAGCCAUCACAUCCACUCUGCACCUUCCUCUGCUCUCUGUUGAUCUGCCCUGCUCCUCUUUCUCAGCUUCUUGCCUCACCUUCUCGCUGCCACAGCAGAUUUCCCCUCCCCCUGCAGACCUUCAGCAUAUUUUAGACUUACACGCCUGCGGGAGGGGUCCCAAAAGACCACAACCCAAGUGCCUGUUACGUUUCAAGGUUGAGCAAGCCUGUGCUUACCAGUCUCUUUCCAUCUUCUGCUACCUGAGGAUGGACUUAAGAACAGCUAAUCACAGAUGAAAGCGCUGCCCUAUUUCCCAAAUGGAAAGCUGUCACUACUUCAAAGAGCUAAUUACCUCUCUUAAGUGAUGUCUCACUCUUUUUUAAAAGGUUAUGUUUGAUGUUAUCACACUGAUUUGCUGAGUAAAAAAAGAGAGAGAGAAAAGAAAUGCAGGUGAGCACAUAGAGCUUAGGAAAAGAGGUUUAUCCUGUGCAGACUUGCUAAAAAUGUUAAUGCUCUAGUGACCUGACAAGGUGAAGACCUGCUUCUGUCUCUUGGUUGAGGAGGAAUUCACUUUGGUCUAGGCUUAGUCUGAGUUAAAAGAACCUUAUGUUUCUCCUUGAUGGUUUUUAAUGCAGGCUGAAAAAAAACCUAUUAAAAAUCUCACACAAUUGUCUUUAAAAAAAAGUCAUUUUUUGCACUUAAGGCUCAUAAAUCAUGCAUGAAGCGCUAAUUCUUAUUUGCAUAUAUUCUUAUGAACAGCCAAAUGUUGCAUUCUGCAAGACGAGUUCAAGUGACUCUUACUGUUACCUUAGUCCUUUCUUUUCUCGGGCUGUGUGACCCUAUUUCAAGGCUUACAUUCAAAACGACAUGAGUCAGCCUCUAUUAAUGAGAUGCGGAGGCUUAUUAGUCGAUGGUAAACAGCUCGGGGCUGUUGCUGUGCUUUUGUUUGUUUGUAUUGCUUCUAUAUACUGUCAGAGCAUAUACAUGCAUUCUGAAUGACAUUCAGUUGAUGGAAGAUGGGAGAUGAUGGAAAAAUGGCCUGACAUUUAUGUAUGAGCCCGGAUUUUGUCAACAAUGGACUAAUGCAAGUUUUUGUUAUUAGAGCAUUUAAUUUCCUGUGUGUACAUCCCUGAAGAGCAACCAUUAUAUUUCAAAAUUGCAAUAAAACACUAAAUGCAGACAUUUCCAGGAAAGGUAAUAAAAAUUAAUGAUCCAAAUAAGGCAAAUUGUCCUGUUCUCUUCAUAGGAGCUGUAAAUCUUAAUCAUAUUUCAAUGAGAGGGCUUUCCUGGUCUCGUUGGCUGAGGAGGUGAAGUGCAACAUCCAAGUUGGGUUGCUAGAUUCUCAUUUCUUCCCACACUUCCUCUUUCUUUCACACUCCCCAGCAAUUCUUCAUAAAAUUAAACCUGUUCAUCACUGAUAGGUCAACACCAACGGAGCCACUGCCAAAAAUUCUGAAUGAUACUAUUGAGCAAUUGGAUCAAAAUCCAGAAAUAUAACACUGCACUGCCUUUAAUUUACAAAUGUUGCAACAUCUGUGACAAUGUCACUCUUGUAACACACAGAAGGCCAUAAAUCCCAGAGGGGGGCACACAUCAAACUCACAUCAAAGAGCAUCAUGUGUGGUAUAUAAUGCAUUAUGCUGUAGGUUUUCACAUACUAUUCUUUUCCUGCUCCCAUUUUUCCUCUGUAUCUCCCAUUCUUCUUUCUGUCCUCCUCCUCACAGCCAACACCGGGCUUCCCCUCAUACAGCCAACUAAAUGUGUUCGGGGGAUUUAAUCAGGGGAUUUGCUUGAAGCGACAGCAUUUUACACGCCAAGCUCAAGUGUAUUUCCAGAGGUUUCAUGCAUAAGCUCUUUAUCCUUCAGCAGUGCACAGCUAAAUCACCCUUAUUGAUAUUUGGUUGACUUCUCCGUAAGUCGAUCCUUUCGGGUAAGGCUGAGGUGCAGUCAAACUGCUGCCAUCAGCUAAUUUCCCAAAGGUGAUAUUACACUCCCCAUCCUGUCAUUGCUAAGACUACACGUAUGUGUGUGAGUAUGGGUGUAUUUAUAUGAGUUGGCAUAGGUGUUACGUGUCACCUUUUCUAGAUUAAAGAGUUGCUGACCUGAAAAUUUCAUUUCAAACUGUUUC
Molecule: messenger RNA, 3849 nt
Organism: Haplochromis burtoni (Burton's mouthbrooder)
Lineage: Eukaryota; Metazoa; Chordata; Actinopteri; Cichliformes; Cichlidae
Product: transmembrane protein 74
Exons: 2
Coding region: 237-1082 (281 amino acids)
Source: RefSeq, a predicted model, not a curated record